AAAAACACCAAUGCGAUUCAUAUAGUCUUUGAGUUGAGUUUUAUACACCUCACUUAUACAAAAAUCAAUUCAACGUAGAAUGAAGACCUUUAUCGGAAACAGGAGGUCGGUGCAUUCAAUAGAUGCGUAAUAAGGUUUUACGGUUCAUUUCGUCAAAAGACUGUUACAAGACGUACGGAUCAGCAGAAAUUAUUACACUACCUAAGAGUGAAGCCAGACAGUUGAAGUUUAAAAGGAAUUUAAAUAGAAAUGAUGAGGAGAUUGAUUUUGGCGAUACUUCUCGUCCAAGCUAUCACAGCCGAAUAUGUUUAUGACGAAGAAGUUGUGUCAGACUAUUAUGGAGAAAAUAAUGAAUAUCAUGGCAAUGAAUAUGGAAGUUCUGAUAUUUAUGGCCAAAAUUACAAUGUAGAAAAUAGACAAGGUUCUAAUGAUUUCAACGAACAAACAACAGCAACUUCGGCGAUUGAAUACCAUUACAACGAAAACAAAACCAUCAACAAAGUACAUCAACAUCAUGAUGCAUUGAUUGCUCUUUAUGGUUCUGAGGAAUCUGUAUUUUCGUUUGUUUAUCGCAAUCUUCGUAAUCCCGAUUACUUGAAAUUGUACAAGGUCAAACUAAACAUCAAAGAAACUUUGAAUGACCCUUCAAAAUCGUCAGAACUCAGUUCAACGCAGGUUGAGGAACUUGAGCAGGUGAUAGAUAUUCUUAACCAACGAAUGUCAGAACUUGAGAGUGUCGUUCCACAAUCAUGGCUUACAAAAACAAUGGCAGAAGAAGGGGAUCGGCUGAAUGCAGUUUUGUCUUCCAAGCAAGUUUACCGGGAUUUGAAUGAAAUAUUGUCCAAAGUAAUUGAUGGAGAAUGGAGGUGUAACAUUGGAUAUCUAGUGCGAUUAUGGAAAGACGUUGUGGACACACACAGAAGUGAUUGCGAUUUACAAAAUCAAUGCAAUGAUGACGACCUUCAUACCGCAAUUGAAGGAGUUGUCAACAUUGUGAUGGCUCUUGAAAAUGUUACGAUCCAUCGCGGAUUUUUUGUUGAUCCUGAGAAGGUAUUUGCAAGAAAUAAAUUCCGCCUUAUAUACAUGCUGUCGCAAAAUAAAAACAGACAAUACGCUACAAAAAUAAUUGGAAGCGUUCAAGAAUUAGAAGAUUUGAUCGAAGAUAUUAUGUGCAAAGAACUAACGUGA
Messenger RNA from Styela clava, 1188 nucleotides. The record is from RefSeq and is a predicted model, not a curated record. NCBI's taxonomy places the organism in Eukaryota, Metazoa, Chordata, Ascidiacea, Stolidobranchia, Styelidae.